AUGUUGUCGAUGUUCACCGUCAUCGCGGCUCUAAUCGUCAUCUACUUUUCAUCGUACGGCUACGCUCUCCUUCGCAAUUACUUCAAUGCGAGGAAGUCAGGACUGCCAUACGUGUUCGUUCCCUGGGAUCAGGAUGGUUACUUCUGGAUGGCCGCCAGCGUCCCUUUGCAACCGUUUAUGCAGCGAUUCCUCCCGGAGUGGAUAUAUACUCGCCUGAGCUUGACGAUCUACGGACACGAAAUCCGAGAAAAGGUCACACCAUACGUCAAAUAUGCCACUCCUCAAGGCAACAAGGAUACUUUCGUGUUAUUGACCACCGGCAGAUACGAGGUCUCGACACGCGACCCAGAGAUCGCCAUCGACAUAUUGAAGCGUCCUCGAGAUUUUCUCACCCACGAGUUGACGGCGCUUUUCAUGAACCGCUUUGGUCCAAAUGUGCUCACGACCGAUCGGGAUACGUGGAGCCGGCAUCGUAAGAUUGUUGCCAGUACGGUUAAUGAAAAGAUAUCGAAAGUCGUGUUCCAGGAGAGUCUCAAGCAGACGGACGGCUUGAUCGACGAGGUCAUGAAUGGGAAAUCGAAAUGCGAGACCAACGGAAUGUUCGACAUGAUGAAGAAGAUAGCCAUCAAUGUCUUAAGUGGCGCGAGUAUGGGUGCCAGCGUGGAGUGGAACGACAAUGCCAAUGGAGAACCCCAGGACGGCUUCAAGCUUACUUAUAUCCAAGCCGUCAAGAUUCUCGUCCAGGCUGUUGCAGGACCCAUCAUCUUGCCGCAAUGGUUCUUGAGAAAUUACCCUAGAAAUGUUCCCGGCCACAAGUUUCUAGGAGAUUUAUCCCACGCCAUCGAUGAAUUCCCUGUUCAUACGAGGGACCUUCUUGAACAAGAGCGACAGCGCUCUGUAGCUGGCGAGACAACCAACAGUAUCAUGAGCCAACUGAUUGCAGCAUCGGAAGCAGAGAACAAAAGUGGACAAAGUCUUUCCGAGAGUGAGCAGAUCGGAAAUCUAUUCAUCUUUACAGUUGCUGGAUUUGACACUACUGCGAACACUCUUGCCUUUUCACUCGUCUUGCUUGCCAGAUAUCCCGAGUGGCAAGACUGGCUCUACGAGGAAAUCCGAGACAUCGUCCCAAACGACGGAGCUGAGAUGGACUACACGACAGUCUACCCAAAAGCAUCACGGGUCAUGGCUUGCAUGUUGGAGACGCUUCGUCUGUAUCCACCUCUCAGCCAUAUUGCCAGGCAAACAAAAGUCGAGCAAACCAUCCAAACUUCUACCGGGACGUACUACUUCCCAGCGAAAGCCGCAGUAUACGUCAAUAUCUACGCUCUCCAUCUUGAACCUUCGGUCUGGCGAAACAUCAAUCUAGCCGACGGGGAAGAGGCAAGCAACGACGAUGAAAAUCGUUUCCGUCCGUCUCGAUGGAUCGUGAAAUCAAAUGAUGGCUCGCAGAGUCUCCACCAGCCGCCUAAAGGAAUGUACAUCCCCUGGUCUGGAGGUCCUCGAGUUUGUCCCGGUCAAAAGAUGGCACAGGUGGAAUUCACAGCCAUCUUCCUGAAGCUGUUCAGCAAGUAUCGCGUCGAGGCUGUACCGAGGAAGUCGGAGAGCAGGAAAGAUCUCGAAAAGAGACUGGAAGGGAAGCUGGAAGAUGCUGGCCCCGUACUGGUUUUGCAGAUGAGAGGCGUCUAUGAUGUUGGUGAUGGAGAAGAGGAGGGCGUGCGAAUGAAAUUGUGUAAGCGUGUGUGA
Molecule: messenger RNA, 1743 nt
Organism: Ramularia collo-cygni
Lineage: Eukaryota; Fungi; Ascomycota; Dothideomycetes; Mycosphaerellales; Mycosphaerellaceae
Exons: 1
Coding region: 1-1743 (580 amino acids)
Molecular function (GO): monooxygenase activity; heme binding; iron ion binding
Source: RefSeq, a predicted model, not a curated record